AUCGGUGCAGCCGUGUUUGGAGGAGGCAGAGCGCACUGUGCCUGUGUUGACAUCAGACGGAUAUGCGGCGAUGCUCUUGCGUGCGGAAGGGUCUGCGGCGGUCUGUAAGCAGCCACGGAGAGAUUUCGCCCCGGUCGACAGCAGAUUAAGAGGCGGAGGAGGAGGAGGAGGAGGAGGAGCGACCGCUGUCAGUGAAAAACGGCACAUUUUGAUCCGAAGCGUCCGCUCGGUGGCAGCGGCCCGUCGAUUCUCAGAGGAAGCCGGGGGAUGGAUUUGACAUGUCGCAGGGAUGUGCUGAAAUCUUGAUGAUGAAAGGAGGCAGAGAAGGAGAUAAGUGGAGUGAGCCUUUCCUGGUUCUGGAUAGCUUUUAAUUAGGCACGUACAAGAACAGUGUCGUCUGCUGUCAAGAGGUGAUGGCAGUUCUGACCGAGCUUCACCUCUACUACUAUCCGUUCCUACUGAUGGAUGCCCUCCUCCUGCACGCCUGAGCCUGCACUACAGUGCUGCCUCCUUCCCCUCCUCUCCUUCUGCCUCUCCUCGCUCAUUUCACACCUUUUCCUCCACCCUCCUCAUCCAGCGGCUCCUUGUUCCCCCUUCCAUUUUUCCUCCCGUCCAUCCAUUAUCCUUCCAGUUUCACCGCCUGGAACAUCACUGUAACUCUGCAGUCCUCUACUUCAGCAUGGCGUGCUUUGGGCGCUCUCUGGACUCCCCGUGCACGUUAGCCCUGCUGGUCGGCUUCCAGUUUGCGUUUGUGCUCUACUUCUCCCUCGGGGGCUUCAGGGGUCUGGUGUCAGUCCUGGUGCACACCACUGAGCCGGAGUUUGACUACUCUCGUCCUCAUGACGUCUACACCAACCUCAGCCAUCUUGGAGUGCCGCCUCCCCCUCCUCGCAACUCCGGCACCGGACCCCCUGCCACGGGACCGCCGCUGAGAGACUGUCAGAUCCCUUCCCCGCUGUUGGUUGGACCCGUGUCCGUCCAUCUCUCCUCCCCUCUGUCUCUGGAGGAGAUCAGACAGAGGAACCCGUUAGUGUUGCCAGGCGGACGCUACCGCCCUCCGGACUGUGAACCCCGUCACCACACGGCAAUAGUGAUACCGUACAGGAACAGACAGACCCACCUCCGUGCUCUUCUCUACCACCUCCACCCCUUCCUGCAGAGACAGCAGAUCCACUACAGCAUCUACAUAGUACAGCAGUGGGGGAACGGCACUUUCAACCGAGCCAAGCUGCUGAACGUCGGGGUGCGGGAGGCCCUACGAGAUGAAGACUGGAGCUGCAUCUUCCUGCAUGACGUUGACCUGCUACCCGAGAACGACCACAACACCUACACCUGCCACAAACAGUUCCCCACGCACCUGUCCGUAGCCAUGGACAAGUUCAGAUACAGGCUGCCGUACCCGCAGUAUUUCGGUGGGGUGUCUGCGGUGACACCUGACCAGUACAUGAAGAUGAACGGCUUCCCUAACCAGUACUGGGGCUGGGGUGGAGAGGACGACGACAUUGCUGCCAGAGUGCGCCUGUCUGGCAUGAAGAUCGUGCGCCCUCCAGUGGCCAUUGGUCAUUACAAGAUGAUCAAGCAUAAAGGAGACAGAGGCAACGAGCAAAACCCACGCAGAUUCGACCUCCUGAAAAGGACCAGACUCAACUGGCGCUCCGACGGCCUCAACUCCUUGACGUACGAGCUGCUCUCCAAAGAGCUGGAGCCGCUCUACACCAACCUGACUGUCAACAUCGGAGAAGACCCGCGUCUGCCUGCGGGCAAACCCCCCGUUCCCGCGAAAGAGAUCCCCCCCGCCCACCAGCGUAGCACCAGCAAGACCGGAGGUGCGGCCGUACAGGAAAAGAGGCAAGGAGGCGCGGUGGAGGCCAAGCCAGUCGCUCAAAAGACAGAACCUCCGCAGGCAAAGGCGGCCAAUCAGACAACGCAGGAGAAGACAGGAGUGAUGAAAUAAAAGACGAGGUGUGUGAAAACACAAAACGAAAAAACAAAAACAAAACGGCAUCACAUCUGUAGCAUAAUGUGGCUUCCCCCUAGUCAUUUUGAUCCGAAAGACAAAAUGGAGUAAAGCAGCUUAGAUCUGUUCUGUUGUGGGACUUUUCAGUAGCGCAGCUUUUUGUGCUCAGUGUAGGGUAGGGGUAGUUAUGCAAUGGAUGAAAUGAAGAAGCCCGUUCUGUCUGCAGGGGGUGCAUUCGGAAACACGACUGAGUCACCUCCUCUGGGUUCAUCAUCCACUGAAUGUGACUCCCGCUCCCGACUCGUGACGCGACUGCGGUCGCGUUGAUAACUAGACCGGAAGAGGAACGACUCGGCCGCGUGUCCGGGCGCAGCCGAGCUGCGAAAGAGACUCGAUGGAAAAGGAGCUCUGUGAACCUGUGCAAACAGAUAUCUCAAGCGGCCCGUCUGCUGCGCGCAGACCCGCAGCUUCAUCCAGCUGCUCCCGAAACAAAACUGCUGCUGUCUGUCCGCCCCACUUGUACGGUGGGUUUGUGUUUCCGUGCCUUCUCUCUCUUUUAUGCUCAUUUUAUAGACCGCUGUUAGUCGCUUUUAGACGCUGACCUGUGGUUAGUUUUACCUCUCUUGCCACGCGGGGACAAGUUAAAGCUGAUCCUGGAAUCGGAAACAAGUGGUUUGUUUCAGGACUGCCGUUUUUAUAUUAGUGUGCAUUGAUCAAACGCUGACCAACUCCAUAGUGACAGGACAGUUCUAGAGUUUAUAUUUCUAUAGAGAGACUUCUUUAUUUGUGUACUGUUUUGUUUCAUUUGUCCUUCCUUACGGUCUGGUGCCUCUCUCGUACUCUCUCUCUCUGACAUUUAGUUCAUAGACAAUCAAAUUAUAUGGGAUGAUCUAUCUGUAUCCAACCACGAAACAAAAAUGAGGACGUAUUAUCAUGACUGUCUUUACCAAUAUCACACGAACAUAGACUCGGCAUGAUAGUUGUUGUCUAGUUUGGCUAUAAUCUCAUACAUGGAUAGACCUGUGCUUCUGAUAUCUGUACUUUUUAAAAAUAUCUUUUUAUUUUUCGAUUAGUCAGGUAUGGGGGGAAAACAAUAUUGUAGGCAUGUGAGGUCGCGCUGGCGGCUCUCAGGUGGUGUUUUAAUAUCUAAUGUGGUCGUGGGUACGAUACAGCACUGUGCACAGACUCAGAGGGCCGGGCGUCUUCGCGCACAGCAUGCCGUGGCAGACAUCGCUAUAAACGCUAUAAAUGAGUGUUCGCUCCCCUUGUCCCUCUUCGUUCGCGACAACGAAGCUCUCGUGUCUCGGAGGAGAUGGAGACGGGGCAAAGCGAAACGUGCACUGGACUCGAAACGCGACGCUUAUCGUGUAAAAAUUGAGAUUGCGCCGGCAAAUGCGGAUGGGCCGUUUUUGCCGAGCUUUUGUCAUCUACUCGUGUAAUCCAAGUCAUUUUAAAUAUCAGGUCAUUUGGAAUGUAUUAUUUUUUUUUUAGUUUUGUGAAGGGAGGGACUGUAUACCUGGGGAGUUUGGUCAUCUUAUUGGAUGAGGACUUGAAGCUAAGAGGUCAUUUCUGUUGCAAAUGCUGCUUUUUGACUAGGAAAACUGUACACCUACAGCUUAAAGUGACACACUGUAAUACUAAUGGUGAGGAAUUGUUUUCUAACAGGUAAUGUAUCACUUAGGCUAAUGUGAAUGUAUUUAAUUUAUCGACUGAGUGAUUCUAUCGAGUCACUGAUGCUGACCUAUAUGCGCAGACUUCUAAAUCUGUCCUGCACUGCGGAAGUUUUUUUUUUUUUUUUUUUUUUUUUUCGAAAACGUCCUUCUCCAUUGUGGGCCACAUUAUAUCACGUCGCUAUAUCAUAUCUCCACAUUUCUUAUGUCAACCUUGUGCCUCAUGAAAUAAGCCCAUAUCACUGAGGGGCUGAAGGUAUGCUGGUGAGUUAUGCCUGCAGCUCCCUCAAGUGGAACAGUCUGGCGUAGCGCCAGGCAGCGAGGAACCAAGGACUGAAUGAAACUGCGGCGUUGUGACAUGAAUGUUAAUGUUAGUGGUCGCCAUUCACAGGGCUGAGCCGAUCAAUCCUUCGCAGCGCUCCUUGUGGAGGGGUUCGCAUUUACAUAGUGUCACGUGAUUGAUCCAUCCAGGCUUAAAGGAGUAGAACAGCUCUUGAAUUUUCUCGACUAAAACCUACAUUAUGCAGAGUGUUUUAUGAAUGGAUGCUUUUUUUUUCUUAUAGAAGGAGUCUGUAUUUAUUAUGAAAUAGCAUUUUAAACAAAGAGUACUGUACAAACACUUGACAUAGAGAAACGGUAAGGCCUAAUUUCUUUGUACUUUGUACCACAUGAUUAUUUAAACUGCUUACAAAAAGAUAUUAUCCUCCAUUUAUCACAUUGCCCGGGACAAAUCCUAAACGACAUGGAACAGUGACACACUGAGAGCUUUCAAGGACGUUAUGUAAUCUCAGCAGAUUAAUCGCCAGACGUGUGGGUUUACCUGGAGAUUGUCCUAUAUUUAAUGAAUGCACCAUUUUUUUUUUUGUUUGUUUUUUUACAAAGGAUUUUUUCGCAUAAAUGUUGGAGAUGGAUGACGUGCAGUUGAAUGCAGGGUCGGUAAGCGGGAUUGGGGGUUUCACUGUAACAUUUUUAUCUGAUAAUAAGUUUCAUUCUGUCACAAACGACGCGAGAGGCAGCUCGAGAGACGGGAUGCUGUUAGUAUGUCACAUGAUUUAUGAGGACGCUGAUGCCUGUCGUCAUUUUAGGAUGCCUUAUUUACUGACCUUAACUCGAAGAGUGCGUGAGUGUGUGUUGUGCGUUUGGGUGUGUGUGCGGAUUAAAGUCAGCAAAAAAGGCAUGUGGUGAAUGGGCAGUAUUAUGACAGAAAGCAAACAUGUAUACCAAUAAAAACACAUACUCAACA
Mugil cephalus (flathead mullet) is the source of this 4870-nucleotide messenger RNA. It is a transcript of the gene b4galt3, whose product is annotated as UDP-Gal:betaGlcNAc beta 1,4- galactosyltransferase, polypeptide 3. The record is from RefSeq and is a predicted model, not a curated record. Gene Ontology annotation, molecular function: glycosyltransferase activity. The coding region runs from base 680 to 1954 and encodes 424 amino acids. Gene Ontology annotation, biological process: carbohydrate metabolic process; galactosylceramide biosynthetic process. NCBI's taxonomy places the organism in Eukaryota, Metazoa, Chordata, Actinopteri, Mugiliformes, Mugilidae. The transcript has 8 exons.